Messenger RNA from Armigeres subalbatus, 1755 nucleotides. RefSeq lists its product as uncharacterized. The record is from RefSeq and is a predicted model, not a curated record. NCBI's taxonomy places the organism in Eukaryota, Metazoa, Arthropoda, Insecta, Diptera, Culicidae. The transcript is spliced from 2 exons. Bases 181 to 1170 code for a protein of 329 amino acids.
GUUUGACUGAGCGCUUCAGUUGUUUGUCAUUUGGGUUUUAUUUUGAGUUUGACAUUCGUGAGAACAAAAAAGUUUCACAGUGAGAAAAUAGUGAAUACCACACAAAUAAUAUUUCCAUAAUGAAAAUUUGCUGAUAACAUUUUGAUUAUAAUUUAAACAUCUCCAGACAGUAAAUCUAUAAUGCAAGUGAUAAGCUUUAAAACAUUACUAAUUGUGCAGGUUUUCUAUGGAAUUCAAGGCUCAAUCAGUUCUCCAUAUCGUAUCUACGAAAUGGUUCCGGAAGGUAUCUGCAAAACCCGACGAAUACCUUUGCUCGAUAACUUCAUAAUUAACUGGGAUCCUAUAACUCUCAGCAAUCCGGAGAUGGGAGCCAUCUUCAGACAAACGUGGAAUUCUUCAUCUUUUAAACGGUUUGCCGAAUGCAAAUUUUAUGUGCAAGCCCCUCCGAAGAUGGGUUUGUAUUUGACCAUCAGCACUGCGAAACUAAGGAAAAAUAGCCGUGGCCAUUGUAUAGACAGCAUUGUGGUCAAGAAAAGUAACGACAAGAAGUACACAUUCUGCGAUGCACUGGAUGACGACGACGAUGAUGACGAGCUGAAAGUGUUUUCCGACGAUCACGGGAAAAUCCGGGUAACGAUAAACUUGGACACAACACUGGCACUGCCAACACUGAAUGAUACGCUUGAAGUGCAGUUAAUUGCUACUGUUAAACGGUCCUGCAACUACUUGGAUGCAUCGCUUGCUCAAUGCGAAGAAGAUGACUACGAUUCCUGCAUUUCGAAAGACUUCUUUGGAGACGGAUAUGUGAACUGCCCUGAGUGUGAAGACGAAAAAAGUUGCUUCAAAGAGUCGCAACAGGUUCAGAUCGUAAAUCCUUCAAAUGUAUUUCUAAGUGCAAUAAUAUCCCUCUUUGCCACUAUGGUUGUGUUUGGAGGUUGCCUCUGGUGCCUCUAUAAAUACCGCAAUUGUAUAGGGAAUUGUAAUAGCAACAGUGCCGGCACGGCACGUACCGAUCAAAACGCGAGAGUAGUAGCAGCUGAGCAAAUGCAAGUUGAGCUUCAGUCUUCCGCCAACGAACUGCAACCUUCGGCACCUCCUAACGAUGAUAAGGAUCUACCACCAACUUACGAAUCAUUGUUCCCGACAAGUCCUUCCGGCAGGACUAAUUGAUUAUUAGUUAAGGUAGCUAACGGAUGAAGAUUGUCAGAAUGAAGCUUUGUGGUACCGAUUGGCUUGUAAUAAUCUUGUUUAAGUUAUGUGAUAAAAAUCGCCAGUAGAGGGGCUGUCGCAAAAUCUUUUUAUAAUUGUAAAUUGGUUAGAUUAAGGCCACGUUCAAUAAUAACGAACAAAAUGUAUAGUAUGCAAUAUAUUUGAUCGGUAAUCUCGUGCAUUUGAUAGCAAACUUUUUAUACUAGUUUUAAGAUCUCGAACGAUUUAACAUUUAGAUCUAUGUGCACAAAUACACAGAUAGAAUCGAUACAUUAAAGUAUACAUGAGUAUUACAAAAGCCAACUAACUGAAAUAAGCACACGGUGGCCGAUUAUUUGAAUGUAGUUAUUUAUUAUUUUGUUGUAAUUUUCCUCAAGUCAAAUCCAAAUAAUAUAGUAGCUAAACUGUCGACUGAUGGAAAAAUGUGGUUUUCUGUGACAUUGGGAGAAUAUGAAAGCUGAUUCAAGUCUCAACUACUUAUGACUGUACAUAAUGAUAUUUUAUGUUGAAAUAAAUGCAUUUGCAAUUGGCAAAGUUUACCAUAUA